Dimorphilus gyrociliatus is the source of this 2516-nucleotide messenger RNA. Lineage: Eukaryota; Metazoa; Annelida; Polychaeta; Dinophilidae. The record is from the annotation of a GenBank genome assembly.
AUACCGGAAACGGAAACAAGUGAUUUCAAUAUUUUUGCUCUUUAAGACUUCUCACUUGAUCACUCUUUCGGGCUUUGUAGUUUAACUACUGCCGCAACGUGGGUUAUGGGCUAGCAAUGAUUUGAUUUAUGACCAACUCUAAGUGUUUGCGUCGUAUUAAUACAUAAAGGAAGGAAGCUAGCUUAAUAAAAUUACCUAUAAAUUUAUAAUCGAGAUGUCGUCAAAGAAGUUAAAUGAAGCAAACGUCCAAAAGAAGCUCAAGGAAGUUGAGAAUACCAUAGACAGUAUUCAAACGUUAUCUUUAUGGAUAAUUCAUCAUAAGGCUAAUCAUGAAAGAAUUGUAGAUCUUUGGCUGAAGUCACUUCAAGAAGCAACUCUGGCCCACAGAGUGACAUUGUUCAACUUAUGUAAUGAUGUUGUUCAAAAUUGCAAACGAAAACACGCUCCAAUGUAUCAAGAUUCAUUUAAGAGAGUUUUGACGGAUGCUGCUGAAUACGUUAAAGAUGAAGCAAUCCGACAGAAAAUUACGCGAUUAGUUAAGAUUUGGGCAGAUAGAAAAGUAUACGACAAAGAAUUUUUGGUUAAUUUAGCUGGAAUACUAGAUGGCAGAAAAGUAGAUACUGAUGCUUCGCACGUUGCGUCUGUGGUUGAUGACUUCAAACCUGAGAAAAUUUUAAAAAGGGCAAAUAGCUUAAAUCCUAUUAAAGCUAAGACGGAGAACUUGGACAAGGCACUACGAAAUGCAAGAGUUGACGCAUCGAACAUUGAGGCAAUUAAACAAUUAAAAGAUUUGAAUCAAGGAAAAGAGUUUUAUCAGAAUUUUGAAGAUUCAGUUGUGAAACUAAAGACCUACGUUGGAUAUUUAAAGGAUGAAAUAGUUCAGAGGAAAAGUCUGAUUGAAGUUUUAGAAGAAGGUUCUAAUUAUUAUUCAACACAAGAAAACGAUGCUAAAAUAGUAGCAAAAGCUUACAAAAACUUUGGAAAAAGAAUGCAAAACUGUUCAACUUUGUUGGAUCAAAAAAUCAAAAUCCUUCCUGAACCUGCUACUGACGACAGGGAGCAAGUUGAUAUGGAUCUAGAAGAUGAUCAGGACUUAGAUCUCCAACUAUCACCAAUAGCUCCAGAAUCAAUGAAACCUCUACCGAAUCGUGUUCCACCCAUGGUAAAAAAUACAGCUGCCUCGUUCAUGGGAAACUCAAAUAUGGGCCAGCAAAUUCAAACUUUGGAACUCAAUCAAAAUGAUCCGCGAUCCAGACGACGAGAAAAGAAUACAGGGAUGGAAUUUCUGUCUAAUUUAUUUGCACACAAUGAACAUGGCAAUAAAAUGCCAACAUCUUUCAUGCCUGAAGCUUGGAGAAAUUCCGGUUCUCAGGGUGAUACGCGAAAACCUGCCCAUCCUUCGUCUGUCCCCUCACCAUACACAAGCAACAGACCUUUGAACCCUCCUACUCCCAACUAUUACCAUAAUCGUGCCUCCAUACCUAGAACAGGGAUCGAAUUAGAUCCAAUUGCAGCCGAUCAACAAAAAUUUAUCGAAAGACUAAAAGAUAGUCGCCAGCCCAGUAGUUUUCAACGGGUAGAGGAAGAACUGCAUUCAGAUGGAACACCAGUUCACGAUGAAAAUAGUGGAUUAGCACUAAUAUAAACUUUUCAAUAUUUUAAGUUUUGUUGUGCCACAUCUAUUUAUCGUAGAGAAAAAAUCUGCGACGCACGACCUAUAAAAUUAAAACUAGGAUUACGAAGAAACGGACCAUCAAUAAACUGACAGAAUUUAGAACAAAAGACCCUGAGGUUUUCAUUUGAUGUAACGCUGGCCAAAAUAAUAUUUUAUUUUUUUUGUCUGGUAAAAAAUAUAUAUAAAGAUAGAUAAAUUGUUAACUGAAAUUCUUUGAGAAAAAACAAGAAAGUGUCCUCUUUUGUUACGUAAAAUGAUUUUAUAUGCAUAUUUAUUAUAUUACUCUGUUACUAGAUUUAUAACCUUUCCAGGAAACAUUCUUUUCACUGAAGUUAGAAUUAGAUAUAAUCAAACUUAUGAAAAAAUACGGUGGAAUGUAAUAAGAUAUGUGAUGGAUAUUUUACAGGAAACCUAAAUAGUUCAUAACUGAAACGAGAGAAAAAGAUGAUAAUUUUUUUGAUGAUUUAUGAUGGCAGUUAAUUUAUAAGCUACAUUAAGCGCAUAUUUAUCAUGUCGCUGAUGUGUGUAUUGUUUCUAGCUGGUUCUUUAUAUCGGGCAAUUGUUCUGCGCUGAAAAAUUUUUGUUUUUUUGUUAAUUUUUAUAUGAAACUGUUGAAAAAAGAUAAAAAAUAAUCAUAUUUGAUACUAUACAAACCUAGUGUUGAUGGCGUCUAUUCUGUUAUAGGAGAGGAAGGGGAAACAGAAUUUUAUAUCAUUUCAUUAUAGAAAAGGAUCACUUACUGAUAAUUUAAAUGUUGAGAUAAUAACGACAUCUUCUUUAAAGUCUAUAAAACAAUAAAAAUUUAGUCGUAAUUUUAUAACCUAAAACUAUGGAUGAAGAU